Molecule: messenger RNA, 9394 nt
Organism: Osmia lignaria (orchard mason bee)
Lineage: Eukaryota; Metazoa; Arthropoda; Insecta; Hymenoptera; Megachilidae
Gene: PHRF1
Product: PHD and ring finger domains 1
Source: RefSeq, a predicted model, not a curated record
CCGGCGGAAGCUAACCAAGAAUUCAAGUGACCGUCUAAAAAAUUUCAAUGCCGUAUAUUUAAAAAAUUUUGUGACAAAAUGUUGUAAUUGUACGAGUAUUUCUUAAAGUAAAUUAUUAUUUAUUUUGUACGAUGGAUUAUAUAAAUAACAGUUUUAUGAACGAUUAGUCAAACAGCAAGAAAAUAACGCAACGUCGCGAACGGCGUCGGCAGCCAAAAUGUCGGCAGUUUUUCAACGUUAAGCGUACCCUCUGUCAACAUUUAUAAAUCUCCAUCGAAAUCAACAUCGAAUCAACCAGUAAUUGAAUCAUUGAUGAUGAAUGAUCGAUAUUAGAUCCCCAUGAUACAGUGAAAAAUCGGAAUCUUCAGAAUUUCAAAGGAUAUGUGACCGGAUAGGUAUGGUGUUACAAAGAAGUCAAAAUGUCUAGUGAUAACGAUCAAAUCCCUCAGUCCGGCAAACGGAGAAAAUUUGUCAUACACGAUAGUAAUGAUAGCGAUGAAUCUAUAGUGCAAUCUCGUCGAAGGAAAAAGACCUCUAAAGUUAUCAGUGAAGGUGAAACUAGCGAUGAGGACAGUGAUAUUCAAAGACCCUCUCUUCGAAGACAGAGCCAUAGGGUCGUUAUAGAUGAUGAAACAAAUUAUGAAACCAACAGUUCAGACUCUGAUAAAUCUAAACAAUCUGAAGAAACUAGUGGAACUUUAGAAUCACAAUCAGACUGUAGCAGUUCAGAGUUAGAAAAAAGAUCUCUUGUUAGACGAAAGUUGCUAGGCAAAUCAAGAUCCAAGAAACCACCAAAAAUUGUAUCAGAAACAGAUUCAGACAGUAACGAUGAACAAUUAGAGAGAUGCCCAAUUUGUCUACUUCCCUUUAGAAAACAGCAAUUAGGCACUCCUUCUAGCUGUGAACAUUGUUUUUGUUUGGAGUGUUUAAUUGAGUGGAGUAAAAAUAUAAAUACAUGUCCUGUAGAUCGACAAAUUUUUGCAGUAAUUCACGUUAGAGAUAAACCUGGUGGUCAAAUCAUAAAAUGUGUUCCAGUGGAAGUAACUCCCCGUGAAGAAGAGAGUCUAGAUGAUCUUACAUUUUGUGAAGUGUGUCAUCAAAGUGAUAGGGAAGACCGUAUGCUUCUUUGCGAUGGUUGCGAUUGUGGUUACCACUUGGAGUGUUUGAAUCCUCCACUGAAUGAAGUUCCUGUGGAAGAAUGGUUUUGUCCAGAGUGUUCGCACAAUAGUCAGAGUGAUGCAGAAGCUGUGGAAAUUGAUAUGGAUGAAAUCUCAGAUUUGAUGGAAGAAGCACGUAGACUUGGUGUUUCUUAUGGAAGAUCUCGUACUAAUAUGCUUCAAGAUUCUCACCGGAGAAUUAUACCUCGUACUAGACAUACAGAACGUGUUAGAGCUAUUAUUCGCAGGAGAAACAGAGUGGACGAUAAUUUGCAAAUAACUCAUCAUCAACUAACAUUUGAUCCAAACCAACCUUCUACUUCAUCGGGUUUAGAGUCUUUUGGAGAUAAUAGUCAAAGUCGUUCUCCGAGUAAUACCUCCAAUUCUAGAGACCAGAAUUGUUCGAACAAACAUUCUAGAAAAUCACACAAAUCUCGAAAAUACAGAAGCAGUUCAAGUGAUUCUAGCGAUGAAAGUAUAUCCGGCAAAUCACAAAGAAGACUUGGUAAUAAAAGUAACGCUGAAGGUUCUGAUAACAAAAAGACCAGAAGAAAAAGUAGCGGUAAGAAGUUUGGAAGUAAUUCAAAAAAGAGUGGGAGCAGAAAGUCUGGAAGUAGACGUUCGAGAAAAUCUAGAAGAUCUAAGAAAGUUGCUGAUCGUGGUGGCACAUUAUUAAGAGAAGUUAGAAUUACAGAGCGUAAUGAAAAUGGAGAGGAAGAAGAGAUUGUAACGUAUGUGAAAGUGGCUUCAGUUGGGCCAAGAAAAAGAAAAACAAAACGAAGAAAGAGGAGACGGUUCAGAAGGCAAGCUAGAACUGUGUCCAGUGUUUUAGCUAAUACCAAAAAAAGACUAGCAGCUUCUUUGGGUAUUUGUAAGCCAGUUAAAGGUGUUCCCGCUUUAUUGCCUAGUAUUAAAAACCGUACAGUUUUAACGGAAAGAUCCGCGUUGACUAUUUCUAGAUAUAAUGCUGGAAUUUCAAGGCUUAGUUUAUUUGGAGAUGGUUUAAAUUUGGAUUACAGUCCUCCAGGAUCAGACAGUGAAGACUAUCGUGCAAGUGUUGGUCCUACAAUAACCAUUCAAAGACGUUCUGUGAUCUCAACUCGAAGACACCUGCAUCUGAAAAGUAUUGCUAAUCCUCAACAAUCACAAAUUGAUCUUGUAACAAGUAUUCUAAGUAAUCAAGAAAUUUGGCAUUCAAAAAAUAACAAUGCAACAUUGAAAGCCGAUGGACUUGUUGUAAGUGAAAAACAAGAAAAUUCUGAUGAUCUGAAAAAAGAAGAAAGAAACGCUUCUAAAACGGAAGAAACAGUUUCUAUUAUAGAAGACAGAAUUUCUAGAACUGAUGCACCGUUAGAAAUAUCUGGAAUCAAUCCAGAGUUAAUUACACAAGCUCCAAUGUAUAACAAUCCUUGUGGGGGAGGGAACAGAGGAAAUUUCAGAGGUGGUUACAGAGAUAACACAAGGCAUAAUCACGGAGGACAAAAUUAUGGAAGAGAUACUCUACCUGGAAGCGGAAGACACGGUUACGGAGGGAGUGGAGGUAAUUUUGGGAGAGAUUUCGGUCCACCUGCAUUUUUUAAUCCAAAUUUUGAACAUUGUGGCCCUCCGAUGUUUGGAGGUAAUCCUCCGUUUAGAAAUCGUAAUCCACAACACUUUCGGAAUGAAAGAUUCCGUUUCAUGCCUCCAGGAAGACCUCCCUUUACUUUCGGUGAAGGUUUUGAACAUCAUUCCUUCCCUGAAAGGUUUGGUCGGCCUAGAUCUCCCCAAGCUUCUGUUGAGCGUUCUCAAAACAAUAUGCCAGCAAAUUUACCAGAAGAUACUCCCAGAAAUGAGUCCGCAGAGCAUCAGUCGCAAGACAAUGAAAAUACUUCGGUCAGACAGGAGGAGGAUUGUGAUAUUUAUUGUGACAUUGAAACAACAAAAUCCGAUGGAGAACUCCAAGACCAACAAAAUGGUUCCAUGGCUUUAUUACCACCUCCUGAACCACCAUCGGGUCUUCUAGAUUUUGAAGAGAAUUCCAGAAGUGACAAAGACAGUGAUCAGGAAUUAGUUAUUGAUGAUACUCAGAAAGAAGAUACUCCAAAAAACGAUAAGUACGAUCCUUUCUCUGUGGACAGUGAUAGUGAUAGUGAAACGAAGAAGAACGAAGAAGUUACAGAAGCAAAGACAGAAAGUCAGACUUUGAAAAGUGUUCCACAACCUGAAGUAGAUACAUCGUUUCGCUUAUCAGCUUACGACGAUGAAGAAGAAGAGGAUUCUCAAGCAGACUGUCCAAAUUUCUCGAUUUAUUCCUCCCAGACAAUGGAUGUAGCACGACAUACUGAACAACAAUUAUCCCAGCAAAUUGGUCCUCUCGAACCACCCCCGUUACCACCUUCGAUUCCAGAUGACGAUGAUGUCAUUGUUGGCGAUGUUCAGGCAUGCGAUCUUGCUGACAUUCCAGAACCCUCGGAUCCAUACGUCGAAGCUUUACGGAAGGAAAGGCAGACUUUGAGUAAAAUUCCACCAAAGAAAAUUUCUCAUGAUAGUAGAGGGAAAAUUACAUUCAAAAUUGGUACUAAGUUAAAGAUUAAUAAUAGGUUGUUAGGAUUACAAGAGGAAGAGAAGGACAGUGAUGAGGAGAAGAAGAAAGAAGCUGAGCAAGCAAAAGAGGAAGAAACGUCAGUUGAUCGUGAAGAAGAACGUAAGAAAAUUGCCAAAAGUAAAUAUGAAGAAGAAAUGGCAUCAAAGGAGGAAGAAGAAGAAGAUGACGAAGAAGAAGAAGAAGAAGAAGAAGAAGAAGAUGAAGAUGAUGAUGAUGAUGAAGAAGAAGAGAAAGAAGAAAGAGAUAUAGAAAAACCUUUAUCCGCAGCCAAUGUCUCUGACUUCCAGGAAAAAGACAUAAACGAGGAACAAACGGAAAAAGAGUGGCCAGAAGUAUCUAAAGCCGACACCAUAGAAACUAGUUCCAACGGAGUCGUUUCAGCAGAAAUAAUUGAGUUAUCUCCAAAAAAUAUAAGGAACAAAUUAAACAGUGAAUACGUAUCAGAAGAAGAUGAUUCUGAACUUCACAAGACACUAACACUUGAUGAAGAAAGUUCAACAAAGAUUUCAAAAAUGGAAGAGAAGCAUGAUGAUGCAAAAAUCAAAGAUCUUGAUGAUUUGGAGAGUGAAAAAGAUGACAAAGAAAAGUGUCAUAUUGAAGAAGAAGAAGAAGAAGAAGAAGAAGAAGAAGAAGAAGAGGAUGAAGACGAAGACGACGAUGAGGAGGACGAAGAGGACGAAGAAGAAGAGGAGGAGGAGGAGGAAGAAAUUUCAAUGGGAAGAUUCCCUAUCGAGAAAGACAAAUCGGAUAAGAAAAGCCCAAUCGAAGAAGAUACUAAACAAAUAUGGGAAUCUGAUGGAGCUUACACCCCUUGUAAAGAUGAACUUCCUCUAAGAGAAUCAAAAUCCUCUUCCGAACAAUUAUCACAAAUUGAAAGCGGGUUAGAACCGAUCACUCCAACAAAGGAUAAACCUGAUGACUUGGAUAGCUGUAGAACUCCUGUAGACUAUAACGCUUUAGGCACAGAAGCAAUUUCAGAGACGGAUGAAGCAAUUAAUUUUGAAGAUGAACUCACUUUACUGAGUCUACGGAAGGAGAAAGAAAUGGAGGAUGGAGAGAUCGUCGAAGAGAAAAGUACAAUAGAUGGUGAGAAAGCAGAAACUGAUAAAGAGGACGAUAAAAAACGUAAGAAGAAGGAAAAGAAGGAAAAGAAUAAGGAGACAGAAAAGAACAAAGAAAAUAUUGCUUCGGAGAACCAAGUAGCAUGGAAAAAGCUUUCAAAGAGUACAAAAGAGAGAUCUUAUAGGGAUAAAGAAAAGCGAUCAAAAUCAAAGGAGAAAGAGAAACCGAAGAAGAAGAAAGAAGUGGUUAAGAAAAAAGAAAAAAGGAAAGAAUUGCCUAGGUAUGAUGUUAGGAAAAUAGUUGCGGAAAGGCCUUCGAGACCAAGAAAAGAUGAAUAUGGAAGGGAUAUUAGAGAGAAAUCGAGACAGAGAAGUAGAUCUAGAAGCUGUUCAUCCAAGCGUUCCAGAUCAUAUUCGAAACUGCGAUCCAGAAGUAGAUCCAGAACAAGAUUGCAAAGAUCCUGGUCAAGAGAUCGUAGAUCAUACUCGAAAUCUCUUUCCAGAAGAAGAUCCCUUUCCAGAGGGCGACGUAAAUCGCCCAAAAGGAGAUCAACUUCCAGAAAGAGAUCUCCUUCAAGGAAACGAUCCCUUUCUAGAAGAAGAUCCAGAUCAGUUUCCAGGAAAAAGAGAUCUCUGUCAAGAAGGAGAUCCAGAAGAUCAAUCUCAAGGUCUAGAAGAUCCCUUUCAAGAUCCAGACAGAGAAGAUCUCUAUCAAGAUCCAGAAGAUCCUUGUCUAGAUCCCGUGACAGACGUAAGGAUAAGAAAAAAUAUAAAUCUAGAAGUAGAUCAAGGAAUCGAAAGAGAUCCCGGUCAAAGUCACCCAGAAAAUCUUCAAAAUCGAAAGAAAGGAAACAUUCGAAGCGAAAGGCGCAAAGUAGAUCAAGAUCGAAAGGAGGAUCUUGUUCCAGAAAUUGGGAGCAAGUUGAUAAAAUAGUGGAGCAAGAUUUCUCGAGAGAAAGAGAGGAAAGGGAGUCCUGGAGUGCUCAAUGGACGCCAUCGUGGUCAAGAUCAAGAUCAAAAACACCGCCUCACGUACCACAGGAUGCAAUUGCAUCUAGAGAGUGGUCCCCGAUGCUGGAGAAUGUUGCAGUUCCUCCCAAAAAUUUAACUGUUAUUCUAACAAAUAAGGAAGCAAUUAAAAAGAAGAAAAAGGAAAGGAGAAAGGAAAGUAAGAAAGGGAAGGAUGAAAAGAAGAGAAAAGGAAAGAGGAAUAGAACUCCGCCGCCAUCGAAGGAGGUGUUUGCUAGCGGGGAUAAUAUUUUGGUCAGCGUAUGUUUCAACAAAGAUAAUGAAAAUGAUCAGCCAGGGGUUCCAGAACUUCCAGAAACAAUUCCUUUGAUUCCUCCUUUAAAAAGACGUCGUAGAGAAUCUCUACAGGCAGAUCCUCCGAAGCGUUCAAAGAAAGAAAAAUCAAAGGAUAAACGUUCCAAGUCCCCGAAACCUAAAAAGGAUAAAAAGAAGAAAUCAAAAGCUGCUGAAAUAGCAGCGACAAAGAAACCAGUAGCUGUGAUUGAUUUGGACCAGUCUCCGUUCAGAGAACAGACUCCAUCGCCAAGAGAUGUGAUAGUUCUCAGCGAUGAUGAUGACAAACAAAUUCAACAAACUACACCGGAUCAAUGUCAACCUUCUCAGAAUUCUCCUCCACGAGAACAAUUUGUUUCUCAAGGUCCUAAGACGCCCCCUGAGCCACAGAUAAAAUUCUCAAUAAAUAAACAAACUAAUAACUUAAGACCAUCCAUGUUAAAUCCAUUAUUAGACGAGGAGGAAGAAGAAGAGAUGGAUGAGAGAGUUGAAGAAGAGUUAGAAAUGAGAGCGCAAGAGGAGUUGGAAUUAAGAUUGAAAAUUGGACCAAACACUCCUCCUGAGCCUCCGACUUCUCCUCCUACUAGUCCAGACGCUUACGAUCCGUUUGAUCCAACAAAAUCUAGAUCGCCAACACCUGAUGCCAGUCAGGAAGCAAAUUCCAGCGAUGAAAGAAGAAGGUCUCCAAGAAAACAUGAUUCUGUGGAUGGAAAUAUUCUUGAUAUCGAAGAGGAAAACAUACAAAUGCCCCAGGAGAGACAGAGUCAAGAGAAGCAACUGGAGAAACCUAAGAUUAUUUCUAUGGUGACCAUCAAGAGAGCUUCUCCGCAGAGAGAUGAUGCGAAUGAAAAUGAUAAUAAUAAGGACAUUGCUGUUUCGACUGGGAAUCUAGAGCCACAACAGAACCAACAACAGAAUGUACAGAAUCAGAGUAAUCCUUUUGCAGUGAUGAAUCCUGUACUAGCUACGGUAGCUGCAGCAGUGCAAAGAAGUGGUGUAUUUAAUACGUCAAAUUCAAACAAUAGUCAACGUAAUUUGUUACAGCCAAAUAGAAUCUCACCGAGUAAUCAGCAGAAGCAGCGUUCAGGAGAUCGUUCUCAAGCAUCUACGGGGUUCACGAAUGCUGGAAAACAAAGAGGUUCAAAAUCCGGACAGACAACAAAAACAAAUGGACAGAAUGGGAAUGAUGCAGGUACGGAAACUACAGACAAUGUGGAUAUGUCUUCUCCUUAUUCCCCUGGAUCAACUCUUAGCGAUGGUAUGUUUGAUCCACCAAGUCCUACGAAUUAUAAUAAUUCACCUGGAGCUGGAACAGCAGGCGGUGGUGGAACAGGACCUGUUAGUAGUUCUCAGACUACGAAAAAUAGCAGUUCGAAAACAACAAAAACUGCCGAAAAGAAGGAUGCUUUUGAUGCACUGUUUGGUGCUGCGCCGGUUACAAAGACUGCUACUAGCAAACCAAGUAAAACAAAGAAGUCUGAAAAGGAUAAAAAGAAAAAGUCCACGAAUCCUAAAGUAGGUGUUAGAAUGGAUGAGAAUCAGCUUCAGAUAUUAGAUGAUCUUCCAAGUUCUGCCGUGGAAAUGCAAGUCAAGGAUAAGUUCCUAAAGAAAUUAAAUCGUCAAGAACGAGUGGUGGAAGAAGUGAAAUUGGUCCUGAAGCCCCAUUAUACAAAGAAACAUGUUACAAAAGAAGAGUACAAGGAUAUUAUGCGUAAAGCAGUACCCAAGAUAUGUCACAAUAAGACGGGAGAGAUCAAUCCGAAGAAGAUUGCCCAUUUAAUAGAAGCUUACGUUAGAAAAUGCCGAAGUAGUAAAAAGAAAACUACUGACAGUUCCUCUGCGAAGGCCUCUAAACCCGCAAAAAUUUUGUGGAGUUGAUCACGAGUCAGCUAGGUGUCUGUUCAAUUCCCUUCAAUUUUGUAGUUCAGACGAUCGUCGUGCUCGAUAAGCGGUGAGUGAGCUUCGAGACAGCUAGUCUCCUCUUCGAUGAUGCGAUGUAUCUUAUAUUCUCUGUAAAUACGUAAUUAAUUCAUUGAUUGGUCGGUUGAUUGAUUGAUUGAUUGAUUGAUCGGUUAACUUCUAAGAAUACCAUUGAUUAUUUAUAUAAACGAUAUCCUUUUUCUCAUCAGAAAGUGUAAGUGUCUCUACGGAAGAUCCAUUAUUUUUACACAACAAUGUAUUCUCCUUUUUUUUGUUUUUCUUAAAAAAAUCAAGUUUUACUACUAUGUUCACAUCUAGUGAAAUUUGUUAGAAUUUGUGAUCUUUGUUAAGAUAUAUCAAGUGUAAGAAGAGAUCAACGUGGAUAAUUUGUGUUCAUUAAAAGUGUUUCAAAUUAAUAUAUAUAUAUAUUUUUUUUUUUUUUCAAAUCACACAUUUACUUUUUACAAGUUAUUGAAAACGUAACGAAAGAACAUGACUGAAUUUUGUAUUAAAUUUUUUAUGUGCAGUAUAUUAUUAAAAAAACUGUCAAAUAAUAAAAAUUGUGUAAUUAGAUUUUCUGAAAAAAACAAAAAAAGAAAAAAAAAGAAAUAUGUAAAUUUUAUAAGAACAAUAUUUACAUACACUGGUUGUUCAUAUUAAUAAGUAAUUGAUAUUUUAACAAUUAUUUAUUCAAUUAGUUAGCUCUUAUUUAGUAAUUUUUAUUUCUAAUAAAGAGAAAAACAUUGAUAUUUAAUGAUUGUUGUAUUUAUAAUACAUGGAGAUGCAUGCAUCACAAACGAACACUUGGCUUUUCCGCAGAGACUCGUCAUUCUCAUAUUUCUUAAUGCACAUGUAAAAAUGCUUAAAUCCCGCGUUUCAGACAUAUAUAUUGUAAUUUCAUUCUUUCUAUAGAGUUGGACAUUAUUCGAAUAAACUGCUGUUAUUAUUAUAUCCUUAUUAUCAUUAAUACUAUCUACUAUUUUAUUGUUAUUAAAACUAUUGUAUGUAUUAUUAAUAUAUAGCUAAUUAUUUUAAUGGAUUCCAAAGUAACUUUUUAUUUAUUUUUAAGUUUAUCCACUGAUCUGUUUGAAUGAAUGAAAUGAUGUUCGAAUAAACAUUACAGUUUAAAGCAAAAUUGAGUGAAUGUUCAACAAAUAUAAAAAUUAAAUUUAAAAAAAAUUUAAUUAUGAAAUUUAGUAACAAGGCACAAUCCAGAACAAUUAAUAAGCAGCAAAAUUAAAAUAUGUAUAUUAUAAAUUUUCCAUAAACGGUUUUCUAAUAAAAUUGAUAAAGGAACGUAUAUGAAUAAAGUGCUAAAUAAAUAAGUACUUUAUUCGUAGAUUCUUAUUCGAAUAAAAAUUGUCCAACUC